Molecule: messenger RNA, 4161 nt
Organism: Ilyonectria robusta
Lineage: Eukaryota; Fungi; Ascomycota; Sordariomycetes; Hypocreales; Nectriaceae
Exons: 2
Coding region: 256-3777 (1173 amino acids)
Source: RefSeq, a predicted model, not a curated record
GGGUACAUGUCCUGUCUGUCGCUGGACAUACAUAUCUUGCAGCUUCGACCCGCCUGCCUCGUCUGCGUCUGCGUCUGCGUCUGCGUUGCCUGUCUGCGUUGCCUGCGUCUGCGUUGCCUUGCGUCUGCGAAUACGUACGUUGCCUGCUUCGCUUUGCCUCGCCACUUCGGGCUUCCAUUCUUAGCAUCCUUUGCUGCAUGUAACGCUGGCUGCUAGCUGCUAGCUGCUGUCGGACCGUCAGUCAUCACGCCCAACAUGACGUCCAGCAAAUCCUUCCGGGCCUCUCUCAUGCCCUCGGUCCUCCGUUCCAACACCGAUCCCGAGUCCUCGUCCACAUCCUCCUCCUCGUCUUCCGCCGCUGCUACUGCCAGCAACAACAGCGAACCUCGCAAGAAACCGUGGCACAAGUCCUCCACCAUCGACCUCUCCCACAUGCGAGACCCUGGAUCUCGAGACGCGGCACAAGCCAGCGACAGCGCCGCUCACACGCAGCACAACCACGCUGUAAGCGGUACAUCCAAUACCACCACCAACGCCAACAAUACCACCAACAACGCCAACACCACCACCACUGCCACAAGCGCUGCCGCUGGAGCCGAAAAGAGUGUGCCUCCUCAGCCGCGGUCUGCAGCGCCAAACCGAAAAUCAAAGACCUGGAGCAAUCGCCUGUCCUCGCUGCUUCCCUCACUCAUGCUUCCCUCUACAGAUUCCGUGCCUGUGGUUCCAAAGCAGCCUACCACUGCUCCUCCUCCUCCUCCAGUGGCCGCUGCCGCUGCCGCGCAAACACCCAUCUCAACUCCGACGUCAGCGCCGGUUGACACUCCCGCCCUUACUAAAUCCUCCACGCCUACCGAUAACAGCCCUACGUCUUCCACCCCCAGUAUCGUCGAGACGCCGACUAUCCGAAUGACGGGCGACGACGAUUACAGCCUGGGCUUUGUCCAGCCCACCAAGCAGUCGCCCCAGGGAUCCCCGCCAACCCUGCCAACGCUCCCUGCCCAGGACAGCGACACUCUGGACAUUUCCCGGUCAGGCAAUAAUCCCCAAAUCAUGGCACCGAUCCCACCUUCUCCCGAGAUGAGCCGCGUCGCUCCCAGCAUCCCCAGCGCUCCCACUAUCGCACCUCCCGCGGUUCCACCUCCCGCUGUCCCAGCCGCCGGUGAACAGUCCCCCGUAGAGCAGAACGCCGAUUCGCUCAAGGUCGGAAAGCUGCGCAAGGAGAAACCCGACACUCGGCGAAGAAGCAGCUCUCUCCAGCACCUCGCCAGCGAGAUCCCUCCCAUGCUAGGACUCAAGUCUCGAACGGACUCCCCCGCCCCCGAGCUGCGGGGCCGUCGAGCCUCGUCUGUUCAGCCUGCCUCAGCUCGCGGGAGCCCAAGCAGCUCUCGCGUCCCGUCCGCAAGCAUCAAUGUCCGCCCUGGUUCCUCAAAAGGCGCAGAGAGCCCUACCCGCGGCCGUCUCCGCCGGAGUUGGAUGCCGGGUGGUCGGUCUCGCUCCAACUCAGUGGACGUGUCUGCACAAUCCGCAGCGAGUGCUUGGGUCUUGUCAGACGACACCCGAGCUGAAUACAACGCCUCAUUCCUAAAGAACGCGGAGAAGGUCCCAGAGCUCUGGAACGAGGGCGGCAACGUCUACGUUUUCCUGUACCCCCGUAUUAGCGGAUGCGGGCCGUCCUUCAAAGUUCCCGAGUUCACCGUCAGCUCAUCGUACAUCUUCAACGAGCUCAUUCAGGCCGAAUUUGAUACCCCUACCGGUCGGGGCCGAGGACGCAGUUUUGGAGGCCGAGACAGUCUCAGUGUCGAAGAUGCAACUCGUUUCAUGUCCCCGCCCAGUUCCCCGCCUCCUAUUGACACUUCUGGCGAACUUCGAUUAUACUUGCCUUCGCCACCACCAUCAGGAUCGACCCCGUUGGCAGCACCCGGCCAGGGCUCUCAACAAGAGCUGGACAGGCUUGUCGCCAUUCGAAACUUGUUUGCUUUUUUGACCGGCCAACCCCUCGUGGCGACCAAGACAAAAUCUACCAACUUCCAGGCAUUCCUCCAGAUUGCCGGACUUUUGGAAGAGUUUGGUUUCACCAGCCUUGAUGGAACCACGUUUGGCGAUGCCGUCGACCUCAGUUUCGGUUUCUACAUGGACCAGAUGGGUCUCGCCGACUGCCGACACAGCCGAGAGAAAACGCUAGAGGCUUUGAUUCUUGGUGAGCGAAUGCGAUCUAUUGACCUAUACAACGAGGCGUUUGCCCAUGCCGCCGGCAAGUACGCGGCCAUUAUGGAUCUGCGACUACCACUGUUCGAGCAGGUAUCGCCUCAAACUCGACAGGGCCUUGAACGAGCCCACCUGGACCUCGUAAAUCGGCAGCACAAUGUCAAUGUCCACUUGGAACAGUUCGAGUUCCCUGCGUUCUUCUCGGGUAUCGCAAACUCAACGUCAACCGUCGAGUUGAAACAGGUCCGCUUCAAGGUGUGGAGGAAUUCUUUCAACCGGAUGCGACACUUUGUCCUUGGUUACUACAAAUCGACCUUUGGCAACUGGCCACCCAAGGCCAGCAGCAAGAAGAACCCUUUCUCCGAGAGUGGUCUAAACAGAUUGGUGCUCAAGGUUCUUUACUCAGACAUGUGUGCGUUGUACGAUCUUCUUGUCGACCGAACCAACCGGACCUCCAGAGUGAUGGACGAGGUUCCCACCCUCUCCGCGGAAGCGGAUGAGAUGACGUUAUCAGCGCUCCGCAACAUGCUGUCUGAAUUCGACCGUUCGAAGCCGCCUGUCCUCCCUCCCAUACCAUAUGACACUCCCAAGAUUCCCUCUCCAGCCUCGGUCUUGGAGACCUACAACUCACUCUCCACGAAGAAGCAGAUCAAGUUCGACAAGAACAUCAAGGAACACGAGCUCAGCCUCAUCUUAAACAAGGCGUACAACUACGACACGAAUAGCAUCCAGCUCCCCUUCCUAGAACAGUUCAAGGAUUUCGAGCAGCGUGAGGCCAAGGGUAAGAUGUCGCAAGACUUCGCCGAUCAACGAUAUGGCUACUGGCUAUUCGUGUACGCUGUGAUCCAGUCGUUGCCUGUCCUCGUCGUUGACGCUCCCGGCAUGUCUCACACCGAGGGUGUUGAAUACUUCCUCUGCGAGCCACCGAUGGGCAACCCUCCUUGGGUUGGGGAUCGGCAGGUUCGCAAGAUGUGGUACGAAGUAGCGGGAGGUGGUGGUCUCGUCGAGCUCUCUACCGAUGCAGUUCUCUUCAGUGUCGAGGCGACUUACCACCGUAGCCACUGUUGGCUUUCUGCGAAGCAAUGGGAAGGACACGAGGGUGAUCUUAUGCCCCCUCCUCCCCAACAUGAACCCCCAAUGUCGCCUUUGCAUCCACCCCCCACCAUCUUCCCCGGCGAGGAGGACUUCAUGGGCAACAACCCCCCGAUGGGAGGGCCAAACACGCCAUCACCACCCCUUGGUGUGCCGCAGGUUGCUUUGCGCCCCCGAACGCACUCUCCGGGUGGAACCCGCGCCAACCAGGCAUGGCGAUCGAGUAUCGCGAUGGGCUUGGAACCUGUACCACUCGCCCCGCCCAGUCCUUUUGGAGAACGGACCAGCUCCCUUGGAGGGCGCCCAACCAGCAUGUAUAUGUCCGGCAGAAGCCAGUCCGUCGGCAACUUGGCCGUGAUGGGCGGCGGCAGAGACCACUUGGAUCCGGCACUUGACGCAAAUUCUGGCGCGACAUUUGACGACAUCUUGGGCAACGAGAAGAAGAAGCAGGAGCCAAAGAAGAAGGGAAGGUUCUUCUAGGUCUGUUGCAUCGGCAUGCAAUCUUUUGGAUCUCUAGAGGGCAUUGGUUUACCUUUCGUGAACCCUUUAUUAAGCUGCCGGAUGGGUGUAUGCUGUCUCUUUCAUCGGCACAUUUCGUUGUUGCGUUUUCUUGGUUUUUCUAGGGCUGUACUCUUUUUGGCAUGGAAACACUGUCAAAUUUUCUAUUUUCGGAGUUUUCUUGAUGCAUAAACACUUGGGAUGAGGGCAUCUGGGAGAGAAAUUACAAAAUCUAACGACCAAGCAUGAAAAAAUCUACACAGAUGUAGGAGGACUAUUAGAAGAGUUCGAUAGACUAGUCCAUAUAAUUCGGAUGGACGAAGAAUUUAAUUUACUGAGCGUGUUGAGUCCGUUCAGUUUAGUGAC